UACUAGACUGGCCGAUGGCAAUCGCGAUUAUGACAAGACCGCGCUGCGGGUAGUCCGUGCUACCAUUGCAAUAUAUUAUUUGAAUAGCCUGCAUAGCUUAUUCCAGGUUAUUUGAAGUCUGUCGGAUGUCGACACAAAGGCGUAAUGACGCUGUGCAUUAGACUUUUUUAGCGAAUACUUGCGCGAACGUCUUCUAUUCGAAGAGUCUCUUGCACUUUCUCGGGCCCUUACCACUGCGAGACAGCAUGGUCAAGCGACCAGAGUAGUGAGAGAACUUGCACGACAUGAAGCACAAGUGCAUCACGUUAAAGACACAAGCACUUCAAAUACGAGAGAAAAGCACUGUGGCACGUGCACAUGUUAUAAGACGACAAUUGAAAGUCGUUGAGCUCUGAAAGAGCAAGAAUGUCAUCGUUGUGGUUCUUUGGAACAUCUGGCGAAAAGCCCUCACUGCAAAGCUAAGACACAGUAGUGUCGCAGAUGUGAAAAGACUGGCCAUCUGGAAAAGGUGUGCAAGUCUCUUCGAAAGUUUGAACAAAAAAUUCAGCGUGUCACGGGAGACGGCACAGAUACAGCUGACGCGGACGACCCCAUAAGUGUUCGUCACAUCUGGAGCCCUAAGAAGGGAAUUCUUGCAGUGUUGGAAAUUGCAGGCGUUUCCCUGUCGUUCCUACUUGACAUUGGAUCAUCGAUUUCAGUCCUAGCCGAAGAACUUUAACGACGUCAUUUUGCUACUGUACUUCCUCUGACGUCAACAUCCGUCCAGCUCCUCGAUUAUUCUAAGUCAGCAAUUCCUAUAAAAGGAUGUUUCAUUUCCUGGUCGAUACACUUCUGUUCUUCUGUACGUUGUCUCUCGAGGACCAAGCAUUCUUGGUUUAGAUGGUAUCGCGGCUCUGAAUAUGAAGAUUCAAGGUGUCUGCCAAUGACGUAAGAAACUCCUGUACUACCUCCUGAGCGAGUGAGUAAAGACUUUAGUUAAAAACAUGGUAUUGACGGAUGACCUUGUUGUUAGGCAGCCACGAGCCCCAGGGGCCCGGGCGGCUUCUUCAGCUCUCUCAAUGACCUUGGCCUGCAGGUCAGGGUCGUGAAUUACUUUCCGAGUUCGAGAACUUGUUUGAAAAGCAGUUAGGAACUGUCAAAGGUUUCACUCACAAGGUCAUAGUUCGCGCGUCUGUUCAACCGGUGGCCAGCAAACUGGGACGACAACUCCUCGACAUUCGUGAGCAAGUCUAGGCAGAAGUACAAAAAUCAGAAGCUCAGGACAUCAUUGAGCGCGCCGAUUCUUCAGAAUGGGUCGCACCAGUUGUCGUAGCAAAAAAAAAACUAUGGCUCGAUUCGCAUGUGCGUAGACCUGCGAGAGUCAAACAAAGCUAUAGUAGUGGACACUUUUCCCAUGCCACAAAUUGAGGUACUUUUGAACAGCUUGACUGGUGCACAGCGACUCUCCAAGCUAGAUUUAGCUUUCGCAUACCAUCAGUUACCACUAAGUCCAGGGAGUCGUCAUCUUACGACGUUUAUAACGCACGACGGACUAUUUCGCUUUAAGAGGGUUUACUUCGGACUGCCAUCGGCACCGUCAGCGUUUCAGAAGAUGAUGCAUAUGAUCGUCAGAGGAUGCAAAUGCGUUUUAUUUUACAUUGACGACAUAAUCGUGUAUGGACCCUCCCGAGAGCAUCACUUGGUCAAUUUGCGCAUUAUUUUGAAGCGGCUCUCUGAUAGUGGCCUCACGCCAAACUAUAAAUGUAUUUUUGAGGUCGCAGAGUGGACUUCCUAUAGGCAAUGUUGUCAGCGCCAAAGGGUUAUUCGCACUGAUGUCAUCUAUCGAGGCGAUAACCAAGGCACCAUCACCUACAAAUAUUGUUGUAACUCAACUGUUAUGACUGCUACUGGGCGGGAACGGCAUCCGGCCGGACGGCCAGGAGCAUAAUAACGCUCACACAAGAACGGGAGCACUGCGCCCGUUUAUUCAGUGACAGCCCUUUUCUUCAGACGUUCUGAAGUCGCACCAGCGCGUGUGAUGACGUCAGUCUCGCGUCACGGCAAACGUGGUUCUUCUGUCUUCGUGGUCGUUUUCACUUUGCAGCACUCUUCCCUUCUUAAGGUGAGUCCCGCUGUACGGAUUUUCUUGUACGAGUCGAUCUGCGAAGCACAGCUAGUUCAGCCUGUUCUGGUAGCGUCGGCACACCAGCUGGUUGAUCUUGCGAAGGUUGCGCCGGAACAGGACUGUAUCGAGGACGGACUUGAUCCAUGUGACACUGAAGCUCACCUUCUGCCAUUUCAAUGGCGAUCAUUCGGGAUCCUCUUGUUUCUUUUACUGUGGCUGGCAGCCACCUUUCUCCCUCUCCGAUGUUGUGAGCCCAAACAGGAGAGCCCGGGUUCAACUUGCUUUCUUGAUCUCCCUGUGGAUAGACAGGAAAGGUUACGGGCGGUGGAGGGCACGUGUCCAACCGAGAACGGAUCUGGUAUCCCAAAAAUCGUUGAGAUGGUGAUCGUCCAUCAUCCUGGGGCGUUCUACGCUAUAGCUAAAGAGCUGUUUAGCCAGUCACUCAGCCAAGUCAUCUGACCGAACCUACCUGAGGCCAUCUUUCAGCGUCCACAGAACGCGUUCAGCAAGCCCGUUCGAUUGGGGUGAUACGGUGCCAUACGAAAGUGCCUUAUGUUAUUUCCUGUCAGAAACUUCGUGAAAGUCUCGGACGUGAACUGACUUCCGUUGUCUGUCCCGAUGGUUCUUGGUAUGCCCAGCCUGCUGAAGAUUUCACGCAAGGAUGUAACUGUCGACUGUGAUGUGGCAUCACGCACGGGAAUUGCGUCAAUUCAUUUCGAAUGUGAAGCUAUGGCCACUAGGAUCAUGGUGUUAUUCAUUGGACCAGCAUAACCCAAAUGCACACGUGACCAAUUCUCGUGCGUUGGUGGCCAGCUUACUGGUAUUUUCGCCGGUGACAUUGCGCUUGCUUGUAUGCAUGUAGUACAAAUCCUACUGAUUUGUGCGAUAGCUCCACCGAUACUGGACCACCACACGACCGUAUGGGGCAAUGUAUUCAUCGCAGGCAUUCCCUGAUGCGUCUCGUGCAGGAAUUGCAGCAUGUCACCACGAGCAGCCUCGGGAAUCACGACUCUGUGACCCCAGUAAAUGAGACCUUCGUAGACGGUUAGCUCACUCUUUCGUGCAAAGUAUGGGUUCAACGGUGGAUCGGGUACAUUGUGCUCCUUUGACCAACCAUGAAGCACGUAGGACUUGACAUAUCUAAGUACUUGAUCUUUCUAGGUCAACAGUCUCAUUGCUUGCGACGAAAGAGGCGUGUCAUCCAGCUGCUGUAGCAAGUGCUCGUACUCGUGUAGCUUCUCUGAUGUGUCCUCGGUAGUUUCUAGAGGAAGCCGACUUUUGAUGUUCUGGAGCCAAUGCAUGCUUUGGUCCGAGGAAAUGCGCCUUUCGCUUGAACUGAGGCAGCACCAAGCAAACUUGGAACAGCUGAAAACGUUGAUAACAUCUUGCGAAGUUCGCCUUUUUGAUCCUCAGUCACCUGUGUACAAGUGAUGCCUGAGGAUGUGGAUUAGGUGCUGUACUGCAGCAGGAUAACGGAAAAUCACUGCGCACUGUCGCGUUCGUCUCACGUACCAUCCAGCCGCAUGAACGGAAGUACUCAGUCGGUGAACGUAAGGCCCCUGCCUGCGUCUGGGCCUGCGAGCACUGGCACGUUUAACCGUGGGGCUCACCUUUCAUCUUUCAGACAGAUCACGCUGCUUUGGUUGUGCUCCUUUCAGCGAAAGGCAUAGGUCACCGUCCGUUAAAGAUUGCGCGCUGGUCAUCACUGUUGCAGUGCUACAACUGCAUCAUGGAAUACAGGAAGGGUAGCGAAAACGUCGUGGAUGACGCACUCUCCCGGCUGCCCGUAUAACGUUUGAUCUGCCAUGCACCCGACGAAGAAUUUAUGUCUCUUGUCCCCAGUAGUUACCAUGGACGAUCUUCAAGAAGCAAGUGCCGCCGAUCGGGCUAUCUCUCAAGUCAACCAGUUUACCUUCUUAGCGCCUUGGCCUGACAAGAAAUCUCUGUCAAAAGAGCUGCUACCUUACUUUCACGUGCGAUCUGAACUCUCCGCUGUUAGCGACAUUUUGUGCCAGGGUGACAGGAUUGUCGUGCCUACAACUUUGACCCGCCCUCUCAUGGAUCUGGCUCAUGAAUCACGACCAGGAAUUAGUCGUACCAAAGCUCGUCUUAGAAAGUCGUAUUGGUGGCCAUGCAUGGAUAAUAACAUUGAAGAUUUUGUGCGCACAUGUGUAACCUGCCAGUGAUGGGACAAAUCAACACGUACAUCUGCAGCUCCAAUGCAACCCGUCACUCUUCCCGAGAAAUCCUGGGAAAAAGUCGCUGUCGACAUUGUGGGACCUUUCACGCAAGCUUCAGAUGACUGCCGUUUUGCCAUUACAAUUACUGACUAUUACAGGAAGUGGCCAGAAGUGCCUUUCGUACUGGAUGCGACCACGUUACAGUGGGAAAAUUCCUACUUGAACUUUUUGCAAAAGAAGGAUAUCCACGUGGUAUCGUAUCUAAAUCAUGGGCCACAAUUUUCUUCAGCGAAUUUCGAAGACUUUUCUCACAGAGCGCAGAAUCAUGCAUUGCAACUCUUCUUUGUAUUACUGUCAAGCUAUACUGGUUUGUUUGAAAGAUCUAACAAAGUAUUGAAGUGAUAUAUUCAAUUCGCCCUGUUAGAACGUCCUGGUGUAAGAACAGCCAUGACUGAUUACCUGCAAACAUAUCGCUGUACGCCUCGUGCGACUACUGGUGUUGCAGCCGCUGUUCUUCUUCGUGGGCGCAAACCUCGAGCCAGACUUGACAUCGUGAGAUUUCCUGACAAAUUUUCAGCAUGGACGAUUUAUAGACACUACAGCAUUUGCGAGAACUCAUCAAGAACAAACAAAUGAAAUCGAAGAGCUACACCGAUGAAAAACGUGUUGCCAAGGAACCCAGCUUCGUCAUUUGUGAUUACGUGCGGGUUAAAUUACCUGCAGUUCAUCUGAAGCUAUCUCCACAGUUUUCUGCGCCCAAGAAGAUUAUUUAAAAGCGCGGACCCGCCUCUUACCUUUCGGAAGAUGUGCAUGUGCGGAAUGCUUCCAAAUUGGCGGCUGUUCACCGUGAAGCUAUCAGUAGAAUGAAAUUUGGUACCUCUGCUGUGAUGAACUGGUCACUGGCAUCCGAUUAUUUAGCCAUUGCGGCCGCAAAUCAUCCAUUACAACCUGACACAUCAAGAGCUGAUAACUGUGAAAAUGCACCCCUGAACCCUGAACCAUGCACCUGCUACAAAGCGCGCACGAAAGAAGCUUCAUUUCAUUUGCCAGAAUGCCAAGCGCGCGUGAGAAGCGCCCGUAACAAGAAGAUACCGAACAAGCUGCAGGACAACGUUAGCCAGUGACGGACAACCAUCUUUCUUUUUCUAGAGGGGAUAUGUUAUAUAAGGCAUCGCUGUCUGCAGCAGCGCCGUUAGAAGGCGCGUGCUUGGAGCCACCUGAAAAGAAGGAAAAGAGGAUGGAAUAAAUUAACGGAGAGGGACUGAGUAAUGUCUCCAUUAAUAUCGUACUGAGUACUGUUCACGAUAUAACAGCUACGUCACGCUGAUAACGCGCAAGCCGUUCGUGACCUGGAAGUACCGGGCUCGCGAGCAAGACAGAAGACGAUUGUUGUUGUCGUCUGCCUCUCGAAGGUCAUCGUCAUUAUCAUCGUCGUCGUCGACAGCCGCGCGCAACACGCUCGCGCCGUGGGGACCUUGGCCGAGGCCGCCGCCGCCUCAGCUCCACGAACAAGCCUCCCGCCCCUAUCCCCCCCACCCUACCUUCCCCCCAAUAUCGGUGGACGUCGAGGGCGGUCUGCAGCGCGUAGCUAUAGCACGCACUACGUGCCAUGGAGCCCAUGUUCGCGCAUGCCCGCUCGCUACGGCUGUGGUGGACGGCCAGUCGCUUCCCGCUGCUCUGGGCAAACGGCAGCCAGCUGUGCCGCCUGGAAGACGUGCCGCCGGAGCAGCCCCACAAUCCGUACAUCCUGACGGGAUACCGCCGAUGCCUCAGCCGCCAUGACUGCCUCCUGAGCGUGCUGCAGUGUCACAACGAGACGGUGAACAUCUGGAGCAACCUGCUGGCUCUGGCGAUCCUCUUCGCGCUCCUGGUCAAGGACCACGCCGGCCGCUUCGCGCGCUUGGGCGUCGGGCUCGCGCAUCGGGCUCUGCUCACCGCCAUGACGCUGGCGUACGCCGCCAUGCUGCUGCUGUCGGCCGUGUACCACACGUUCAACUGCACGGCCGAGGCCCGCUCCUGGUACCGGCUCGACUUCGCCGGCGUCUGCCUCAGCGUGGCCGCCUACGUCCUCGGAUUCACGGCGCUCCAGUUCCGGGGCGCCUGGCGCGUCGCCCACCUGGCGGCCGCCAUCUUGGCCGCCGCUCCGUCGCUGGUGCUCGCGGCGGCGGCUCGCUUCCGAGACCGGCGCCACGACGCGGCCAGGGUCAGAGCCAUGGGCGGGUUCGCGCUGUACAGCCUGGUGCCGCUGGCCCACCACGCGGCGUACGGGGACCCGCGGCUCGUGGCCUGCACGGUGCCGGGUCACCUGACGGUGCUGGGACUCCUGGCGUUGUCGCUGCUCAUCUACGUGAAGAAGCUGCCCGAGCGCCGGUGGCCGGGCUCCGUGGACCUCCUGGGCUCGAGCCAUCAGAUCUGGCACGUGGGCGUCGGCGUCUGCGUGCUCUUGUCGCACGAGCUCCAGUUGGUCUACGUGACGUCACCGCCUUAGCCGACGCGUUGCUUCGACUGUGGUUUCGUGCGCGCGAAGCCAUUUUGUGCUGUCGUUCGCGAACUUUGCGUCUGCGCGGUCGAAGACGUUUCAAUUUGCUUCGAAGGCAGGGCAGAUAAAAGCGAUGACACUGCCAUGUCCUUCGGCAACAAUUAAUAUAUAACAUCGCAGAGCGGCUUCAAAUCCGCGAUUGCUAUAUGUCUAUAGUGUAGUUAUAUAAUAGAAAGACUAUUUAAGUAAUAUUACACUGAGGUAAUCCAUUAUUAUUAGCGAUCUAUGCCGCCUCUGAUAACGUGCCGCCGAAGCAUGUGCUUUAUAUGGUCUCCUCUGCACUGUCUUCAAGAAAACUGGUUCAACUCUGCUGGAGCACUUUCUGGCGCGGAUUUGCGCCACUACCAACUGGAACGGCUGCAGCACCACGGUCUCUCGUCGCUGCUAUAUACUCACUGUGAUGUAUUCACGGCUUCAACCUCCACAUCGGAUUAUAGUGCGGGAUGUUUUCGUCGAAGUGCGAUCGCCUUGAGGAAAUACACUCGCGAGCAGUGAUGUCGACCCUAAAAGUUCAUUCUUGAAACGUGUAUGGUCCGCGUGCGACAAUUUAUUGCGUACAAGUCCUUUGGGAGUUAUAAGCACGAUUGCUGCGAGACACCGAUAUAAAGACGCAUGUAAGUCGACCCUAACGAAAGCCGUAAUUUUGUGGUCUUUCUUUACUGACUUCUAGUUGGCGUUUGCAUACGUACUUAUUUCUAGAUGCAAUCGAAUAUCACGCAUGGAUUUCGCAAGUAUAUGCGAUUUUUAUGCGAAGCAUACUAGUCGCACAACCACGCUCUAAAGCCCCUUGAUAAUUUGAAAGUAGCGCCAUUCUGUGAACUUUGCCGCCGCGCCGCCAACCCUCGCACAUCCUCCUCGCCCGCCUCUCCACUCGGCGCUUUUCUGACCGAUGAUUGGCCGCUGCGGCCGGCCCCAGCCGUCGCCUUGGAAACGCGCGCGAAAGCGUCGCUUUGCUUGUGUUGUUGUUUUUCUUCAGCGCCAUGGGCAGGCCGUGUUCCUCUGUCGCGGGUCGAGCUUUAUUCAUCUAAUUCGAACUCUGCAUUUCGCACCGCGUUAUGCCGGGUUGCUGCGCAUUUCAGUGCACAAGCCAGCGUGAAAAUGGCUUCAUGCUUUUCACGAUUCCUCGAGGGAAGAACGACAUCAGUAGCAGAAAAAAGUGGAUUCACAACAUCGGACGUAAGGAGUUCACUCCGACGAAUCACCCCGUCCUCUGCGAGGUGCUCUGCAUUGAUUGGUACAUACACUAGUCUGUAUACUUGAAACUUCUUGCGAGCUCGUCAAGAGGCUGACAAUCUUGCUUAAUUCUUGCUGUACAUGAGUGUUAUCGCGCGGCUUUUUGUUGUACCACCUGCCCAAAACUUUGUGAGCAUACAAACCAGCUGCUUCGUCAGUUAUGUUAUGUUGUAAAAUUUUAGUUGCAUCUGGUGCGCUACUCUGAAUAAUAUUUGUUCCUUUUUCAUGCAUAUCGUCUGGAGGCUAACACCAUGCAAUGUUUCAUGUUACUGGGUUCGAGCUUAUGCUACUUGUAACCGGCGGUUUAUAUGAAUAUUUAUAUUUUCCGAAGUGUGUGCUAUCCUGGAUGUUUUGUGCGUUUUCCGUGUAACGUUUCAAGAGUCACCUGCAAUAAAAAUUGCAUCUGGCCAGAUAUGUGCUGGUGUGUCACAGCG
Messenger RNA from Dermacentor albipictus, 8490 nucleotides. Its product is annotated as progestin and adipoQ receptor family member 3-like. Gene Ontology annotation, cellular component: membrane. Gene Ontology annotation, molecular function: signaling receptor activity. NCBI's taxonomy places the organism in Eukaryota, Metazoa, Arthropoda, Arachnida, Ixodida, Ixodidae. The record is from RefSeq and is a predicted model, not a curated record.